Messenger RNA from Centruroides sculpturatus (bark scorpion), 1406 nucleotides. RefSeq lists its product as uncharacterized. The transcript has 2 exons. The record is from RefSeq and is a predicted model, not a curated record. NCBI's taxonomy places the organism in Eukaryota, Metazoa, Arthropoda, Arachnida, Scorpiones, Buthidae. Bases 125 to 931 code for a protein of 268 amino acids.
ACAAAUUAUUGCGCAAACUAACUACCAAUAUAAGGCAAUCUUAGAUGCUUUAUUAUUUUAUUCAAAAGACGCGCAAAAAACUUUUUUAACAUGUGCAUUAUUUUAUAAAGAUACUGCACAAUAUAUGGAGUCGAUAGAUGAAUAUAAUGAAGGAUUGACUAAAAGAUUAAAUAUUACUAAACAAAAUAAGCUAAUAGAUUUAGUCAGAAGACUUCAUAUUGAUUUGUCGCAUCAACCUAAACUUUUAAUUAAUAAUGUAGAUUUAAAAAUUAAAUUGGAAAGAUCUAAAGACAGUUUUGCCUUAAUUGCAAAUAAUGAUGAUUACAUUAGUUCGUCAGUUCAAAUUGGAAUUGAAAAAGCACUCCAAUCAUCUGGUAUUAUAAAAAUCCCAUUUAGAAGAACCGAUAUAAAGGUCUUUACUUUGAGUAGCGGUAUACAGUCUACUAAUAUUUCAAAUGCCGUUAUCGGUCAGUUACCAUAUAGAAUAACGAUCGGUUUAGUUUCUAAUUCGGCCUUUAAUGGAAAUGUGAAAUAUAAUCCUUUCAAUUUUAAAAAUUAUAAUUUAAAUUAUAUAUGUUUAUUAAAGGACAAUCAAAUGAUUCCUCCAAAACCUUAUACUCCCGAUUAUACAAAUAACUUAUACGCGAGAAAUUUUAUAUCAUUGUUCGAAGAUAUUGGAUGUAUUAAUCAUCAUAAAUUUACAAAUAUAACUUACAAGGAAUAUAAAGACGGGUAUACUCUAUAUUGUUUCGAUCUUACUCCCGAUCGUUCCGCCUCAGAAGGCCAUCGGAGCGUCAAUCAGUUAGGAAAUUUGUCUAUAGAGUUUAAGUUUGCAACCGCGUUAUUAGAAACUGUAAACGUUAUUUGUUUACUUGAAUACAAUAAUACCCUGGAAAUUGAUCAUUCGAGAACAGUAUUCGUAGAUUAUUAAUGAAUACUAUCACGUUAUGGAGACUAGCGUCGAGCGACUCGAAAAUAAAAAAGACUUUCGGAGGAGUUUUUGCAUCGGAUGAUUUACCCGUUUGCAUUACUAAUCGAAAAUCAUUUAUAAUUAAUUUGGAUGAAAAAAAUAAGCCCGGAAGUCAUUGGGUAUCCGCAUUCUUCGAUGGAAAAACCUGUUUUUACUACGAUAGUUACGGAAUGAAACCGUCAAAAUUAAAAAUAAUUAAAUUUAUAAAACGAAAUUCUAAAAAUUGUUGUUGGAAUAAUAUUAUUCAUCAGAGUUUAUAUUCGAUGAAUUGCGGAUACUUUUGUUUGUAUUUUCUAUAUAAAAUGAAUAGAAAUCAAUGUUUAGAAGAACUAAGUGUAACUGAUAAAUUUUAUAAUGACGAAUUUGUAAAAAAAUUUGUAAAGAACAUUUAUAUUUAGCACGUCCACUUACCAUAAUGUAUAAUCAAUGUUGUAAU